CUUGACACACAGAAGCGCGUGCGAUCCCGCGUACGUUGCCGCCGCGGUCGCGUGUGACCCACGCGCCAGUUGUCGGACGAGUAUAGUGCCGCCGCCGUACACCGGUGUGACUUUUGAGACUCUUUGUCAGAGUGAACGCAAUUUUUUAAGAAAAACCCGUUUCCGGUGUUAUUGUUUCGCGCGACAUGCACCACGUGUCCGAGUCGAUGCGCAACCGCGACGGUUUCCUGAAAGCCGACGUGCUGGCCGAACGGACGCUGGACAGCCUGCUGGCCGAGCAUCCCGGCGAGCUGGUCCGGACCGGAUGUCCGCACGUGGUCUGCACAGUUCUGCCAACGCACUGGCGGUCCAACAAGACGUUACCGGUUGCCUUCAAGGUGGUGGCCCUGGGCGAGAUACCGGACGGCACGCCGGUGACCAUUAGGGCCGGAAACGACGAGAAUUUCUGUGCGGAACUCAGGAACUGCACGGCCUUGAUGAAGAACCAAGUGGCCAAGUUCAACGACUUGCGGUUCGUCGGCCGGAGCGGAAGAGGUAAAAGCUUCACGCUGACGAUAAUGUUGAACUCCUGUCCACCACAAGUUGCCACGUACUCUAAGGCAAUUAAAGUAACAGUCGACGGUCCCAGAGAGCCGAGGUCAAAAACCAGCCUAUUAUUCAAUUCGCUUGCAGGGAACCAAGGCUUUCACCCUUUCCACUUCGGGCCGAGACCGUUCCCGUUCGGCACGCCAUUGGAUCCCAACAGAAUAGCAGAAUUGCCUUUGAAACUUUCAGGACUCGCUCAUUCGUGGGGUACGUCCUUCUCCAGGGCUUUGCCGUCGACCGCAUACCCGCCUUAUGUGGCCAACAACUGCGGUCCGCCGGCGUUUCAACACUCGAACUUUGCCAACAUUUUCCCGUACAACGGAACCGCCAACACCGCCACAACCAACGCCGAAGGGAUUCCCCAGCAGCGGUCGAUUAACGGCGGAAACGCGGAACCAAACCGAGCCGAACCUUUGGGCCCGAUCAGCGUGAACGUAAGUGCGGAGAGCGGCACCAGAAGCCACAGGACAGGUCUCAGAGGUCACAGGGGACUUCUGACCACCGUGUCUGGACACAAACGACAUCCCAGGCGACACGCCAGCAGCAGGCCGGAUCCGUUACCGGCGGCCAAGAGCGGCGACGAGACAAUCACGGACAACGUCACGCCACCGCCGCCGCCGACGCCGCCAUCGCACGUCAACAAGAAACAAGAGGCCGUCGAGUCGGCGGACGCGACGCCUCCGGAACAGCGGCCACCACCACCACCACCGCCGCCGCCGCCGCCGUCGGCCGUCACGCAACCGGUGCCGCUGGCGCCGUCGCUGUUCAGCCUGUUCUUGAACGCGCCGCUGUUGCAGCCGCACACGCAGUGGCUGUACUCGCAGCUGUACCCCAACCCGUAUUUGAGCCAUUUGCGCAACACGAUGAUAUUUGACAACGAGUCGACGGCGGCCGCGGUGGCCGCGGCCGCCGCUGCCGCUCAACACAACAACAACAACAACAACAACGACGAAGACGAAACGUGUGCGGAGAAGAUGUCGCCGCAGAAGGCGUUGUCGCCUCGGGCCGACGACACACAGGCCGCGUCGCCCGUCACGGCCGCGGCCACCGACUCUGUUUCGCCGAAGACGACCGCAAAACAAGUGGACGUCUGGAGACCGUACUGACCUAUUUUUCGGUUAAAACCGACAUGUUGAGUCAGUUAUUAUUAUUAUUGUUAGGUACAAUUAUUAUUAUUGACUGGACUAAAUAUACAUGGAACGCGCAUUGUGCACGAUUAAAGUAUUUAGAAGUGUCUCUUUGUCAUCGGACGCUACCAUUUUGAGUCUGAUAACGUUAUACUGCUAUGAAUUUGCAUGGAAAAAUGUAUUUUUAUCACAAACCUUAGAGAUAACAAAUAUUUUAAUCACUAUCAAUCUUUUUAUUUGAUUUAUUUUAUUUUACAGUUUAAUUUUUUGAUUUUACCUAAUACCUGAUUAUUAUAGUUCUCUGUCAGUAAUGUGAUACGAAUUGUUUGUUUUAUGGGCAACAUACUCAAUACGGCUGCAUCAUAGGGUAGGACAAGUUUCAGGUGUAAUGCGCGUUCCAUGUAUUCGGUUCAGUGUUAUUAUAUUGUUAGCUCAUUUGUGAUAUUUUACCGAUAAUACAAUAUACGACUACUAAAUUAUACAGUCGUUGCCAGAUAACUUGGCACGGCAGCGGCAGAGUAACGCUUAGUACUAGUGUAAGUGGGUUCUUGGAUUUACCAAAUUGAUCAACAAACCAACAAUAUUGUUAGGAAACAUUUAAAUGCUAAUAUUCUACAUUAUUUUAUUGAACAGAUUUCAUUAGUUUAAAAAAAUGAUUAAAAACUAGUUUGGGAUACUAUUACUGAUAAACGCCGCCGGUACCAAGUUAUCUGGCAACGAUUGUAACAUUAUAUUGUGUCUACAAAAGUCUCGGUCAAGUCAUAAUAUAAUAUUAUAUCCAUAACACCGAACUUGUGUGUGAUGAUUAUAAUAAACUAUGUAUUUAUUAUUUGUCCAUACUCUAUAUUAUGAUUAUUAUAUUUAUUAUUGAAUACCUAUUUGAUUUUUAUUUCGUGUACAUUAUUAUAUUGUAUUAUUGUAUAUUAU
Messenger RNA from Adelges cooleyi (spruce gall adelgid), 2639 nucleotides. RefSeq names its product runt-related transcription factor 2-like. Bases 186 to 1691 code for a protein of 501 amino acids. Gene Ontology annotation, cellular component: nucleus. Gene Ontology annotation, biological process: regulation of DNA-templated transcription. Gene Ontology annotation, molecular function: DNA-binding transcription factor activity, RNA polymerase II-specific; RNA polymerase II cis-regulatory region sequence-specific DNA binding; ATP binding. The record is from RefSeq and is a predicted model, not a curated record. The transcript has 5 exons. NCBI's taxonomy places the organism in Eukaryota, Metazoa, Arthropoda, Insecta, Hemiptera, Adelgidae.